Molecule: messenger RNA, 192 nt
Organism: Malassezia japonica
Lineage: Eukaryota; Fungi; Basidiomycota; Malasseziomycetes; Malasseziales; Malasseziaceae
Exons: 2
Coding region: 1-192 (63 amino acids)
Biological process (GO): translation
Cellular component (GO): cytosolic small ribosomal subunit; ribosome
Molecular function (GO): structural constituent of ribosome
Source: RefSeq, a predicted model, not a curated record
AUGGGUAAAGUCCACGGAUCCCUCGCUCGUGCCGGUAAGGUCAAGUCUCAGUGCCCCAAGGUCGAGAAGCAAGAGAAGCCCAAGAUGGCCAAGGGCCGCGCGCACAAGCGCCUCUUGUACAACCGUCGCUUCGUCAACGUCCAGGUCGGCCCUGGUGGCAAGCGCCGCAUGAACUCCAACGCGGACAAGUAA